Messenger RNA from Rotaria socialis, 1077 nucleotides. Lineage: Eukaryota; Metazoa; Rotifera; Eurotatoria; Philodinida; Philodinidae. The record is from the annotation of a GenBank genome assembly.
AUGACUGAUCAUGUUUUAUCAUUUUCAUCACCUAUACCACCAUUACUUGAAACAAAAUCGGAUCAUUGCAGACUCCGGAUUCGUUUCAAUCAAUUAUCAAGAGAACGGCGAUUGUUGACGUGUCUUCUAGUUCUAUUUGCUAUUAUUAUGUGUGGAUUACUUAUUGGUAUUUUUAUUCUAUCAUUGACAUUUCAAGGACGAGCUCCGAUUGUCUAUCGAGAAAUAAAUACAACUAAUAUUGGUACCAGUUACGGAGUCUUACACCAGAAUGAUCGGCAAUUGUUAUCAACUGUCGUCGAUAUUAAUACAACUAUAACAGCACAGAUCAUUGACACAACAUUGAUAACAACAACUAUUGAAUUGACGACAAGCACUGAAAAGCAACUUGCUCGUUAUGGUGAAUCAUGCGAUUAUGAUAAUGGUUGUGAGAGUCCAUUCAUAUGUCAUAAAAAAAGUUCAUCAUCGCCAGGCAUGUGUCGUUGUCCGAUGGAUUAUGAUUUCAAAAGAGAUAAAUGCGUUGGCGAUCUAAAUGCAUUGUGCACAAAAGAUAUCGAUUGUCAACAGUAUAUGCUUUGUUCGGGUAUGAAUGAUGGAACACGUCGAUGCCAAUGCCAGAAACAUUUUGAUUACGAUAAUGACAAAAGACAAUGUCGUGGUGAUUAUCAAGCUCCAUGUGAAAGUAAUAUUGAUUGUCGAACAAAUCUCGUGUGUAACAAAACAGUAACACCAUCAGUUUGUUCAUGUGAACUUUUUUAUCAAUAUCAUCCGGCAAUACGUAAGUGUCGAGGUGAUCCAGGUGCAGUCUGUGAUCGAGCAACGGCUGAAUGUGUCGAUAAUGCUGAAUGCCGUGAUGGAGCAUGUGAAUGUUCAAAACAAUUUGUGCCUGAUGAAAAUAAAACAUGCGUUGAUCCAUGUCCACUACAAACACCAAAUCCUUCACGAAUUCGUUAUCCGGGUAAUUGUCGAAAAUUUAUUGACUGUCAACAAAAAUCGAAAACUGAAUGUCCUGAACCGACAAUGUUCAAUUUACGUAAACAACUUUGUGACUAUCCCAAAGAUGUGCUCGAUUGUCGAUAA